Chenopodium quinoa (quinoa) is the source of this 1131-nucleotide messenger RNA. RefSeq lists its product as uncharacterized. The transcript has 3 exons. Bases 1 to 1131 code for a protein of 376 amino acids. Lineage: Eukaryota; Viridiplantae; Streptophyta; Magnoliopsida; Caryophyllales; Amaranthaceae. The record is from RefSeq and is a predicted model, not a curated record.
AUGAUUCACUUGGACAGAAGUAAGCAGAAUGGGAAAGGGUCUUUUAAGUUCCUUAACAUGUGGGUUAAACACCCUCUUUUUGAGCAGGUGAUAAAUCAGGUGUGGUGCACUAACCUGUAUGGUGUGAAGAUGUAUAAAGUUGUGAAGAAGCUGAAGUUGUUAAAGACUGAGCUAAAAGCUUUGCAUAUAGCUGACUUUAUUGAUAUUGAAGCUCAAUUCAUGAACCUAAAGAGGGAUUUGAAUGAGAUUCAGCUUAAGGUUCACCAGAAUUAUAAUGAUGACAGUUUGAGAGAGCUUGAAUCAAACACUUUGAAAGAGUUUCAGAAGGUUAACGAGAGCUAUUUUUCUUUUCUUAGUCAGAAAGCUAAGAUAAAAUGGCUGCAAAUUGGUGAUGAGAAUUCAGCUUACUUUCAUAGAUCACUACAGAUGAGGAAGUUUAAGAAAUCUGUGAUUGCUAUUAAGGAUUGUGAUGGGGUUUGGUGUGAUACUCCAAACCAAAUCUCUGAUGCUUUUGUGAACUAUUAUAAGAAGUUGCUUGGUGUAGAUUUGGGUGAUAGAGUGCCAGCUCAGCAAGAGAUUGUGAGGCAAGUGCUGCAAUUCGUGGAGAAUGGACAACUUCUGAGAGAAAUUAAUAACACCACCUUAACUUUGGUUCCAAAAGUGGAUCACCCUACUUUAGUGACAAAGUUUAGGCCUAUAGCUUGUUGCAAUGUCAUUUACAAGUAUAUUACUAAAAUACUUUGCUCAAGACUGAAAUUAGUUCUCCCUGACUUGGUUUCCCAAAAUCAGGCUGGUUUUGUGGAGGGAAGGCAAAUUGUGCAGAAUAUAAGUAUAGUGCAGGACUUGGUCUCAAAUUAUGGAAGAAAGAAUGCUCCUAAGGGUUGCCUAUUGAAGGUUGACAUUAGAAAGGCAUAUGAUUCUGUAAAAUGGGAUUUUCUAUUGGAGAUGUUGACAGCCUUGAACUUCCCUGCAAAGUUUAUUCAGCUGAUCAUGGCUUGUGUUACUACCCCUUCUUAUACAAUUAGUAUUAAUGGGUCAUUAUCUGAUGAUCUUAUCAUCUUUAGUAAACGUGAUAAAAGCUCUGUAAAUCUGAUCUUGAGAAGUUUGGCUACUUUUGCUUCUGGUGGCUAA